Theobroma umbraticum is the source of this 1176-nucleotide messenger RNA. Its product is annotated as integrator complex subunit-like protein. The record is from RefSeq and is a predicted model, not a curated record. Gene Ontology annotation, cellular component: spliceosomal complex. Gene Ontology annotation, biological process: mRNA splicing, via spliceosome. NCBI's taxonomy places the organism in Eukaryota, Viridiplantae, Streptophyta, Magnoliopsida, Malvales, Malvaceae.
GGUGGGAGGCGAGGUGGGGAAGGAGGGGUAGUAAUUUGAAUCAAACGGAAUUCAAUUGGUUUUCCCGAGUUUUCUGUUUUACUGGAAUUUUGGAGGAGGAAAUUGGAAGAUAAUUAUAAUUGAAAUGCAGAAGAAGAAGAAUUUCAGAAAAAGAAGCAUCCAAGAAGACGAAAGAGGUGAUCCCGCCGCCGAAUUAGACGAUGAAGAAGAUAGAAGAUUGGCGUUAGAGGAAGUGAAAUUCCUGCAGAAGCAGAGGGAGAGGAAAUCAGGAAUCCCUGCAAUUCCUACGGUGCAAGCCGGAGGCGUCGUCGCUAAAGUUACCGAAAAGGGCGAAGCUGAUGGAGAAAAGGAGGAGCUUGUUCUUCAAGACACCUUCGCUCAAGAAACCGCCGUCAUGGUUGAGGAUCCAAACAUGGUAAAAUAUGUAGAGCAAGAAUUAGCGAAGAAAAGAGGGAGGAACAUGGAUACGAAAAACGAAGUUGAGAAUGAUUUAACGCGAGCAGAAGAUGAAUUGUAUAAAAUUCCCGAGCAUCUUAAAGUGAAGAAACGAAAUUCAGAAGAAAGUUCGACACAGUGGACUACUGGGAUCGCUGAAGUUCAGCUGCCUAUUGAAUACAAGUUAAGAAAUAUAGAGGAAACAGAAGCUGCCAAAAAGCUUCUACAAGAAAAGAGGCUCAUGGGACGGGCAAAAUCAGAAGUUAGCAUCCCAUCAAGUUUCAGUGCUGAUUAUUUUCAGCGUGGCAGGGAUUAUGCAGAAAAACUUAGAAGAGAACAUCCUGAGUUGUACAAGGACAGGGGUUCACAGGAUGAGAGCGCUGGCUCCAGGCCAACUGAUACAAGCACUGAUGCAGCAGGAAGUAGGCAAGCUGCAACAGAUGAGUUUAUGUUAGAGCGCUUCCGAAAACGAGAACGCCAACGUGUAAUGAGGAGAUAACAAAUGGUUAUACAAGCAGCCUGUCAACCAUACUGAAAUUUGAACCAGCAUUUGUGGUGCUUUACAUGUCCUUCGAUAGGCUAUAAUGCUACCUCUGCACCAAGUUGUCCAGUUAGAAAGUAAAGGACGUCUUACUACUACUAUUAGUUACUUUUCUUAUGGCUGAUGUAAUGUUGUACAUUUUCAAUUGAGAUCUGUAAUUCUCUUACUAAGUUAUGAAUAUGGAAAGCUAAUGUUGGAAA